AUUUUGUUUAACAGAACUUGUAAGUGAAAUCUACGCGAAAUACGAUGAUCGAUUGAAAGACAAGCUUUUCAAAUAUUGGCCACAAAUUGUAAUCAUUAAACCUAUCGGAAGUUUACUUCCUUCUUCGUCUGUUCACGAUCCGUAUGGCCGCCCUAAUCAUCGUCCCGGCCGUCCUGGCCGUCGCCCAGGGUAUAAACAGCGGCCUAGAAAAAUUGGAAAGCGCCCGGGAAAAAAAAUACCGCCACACUCAGUGAUAACACCGAGCAAAACUGCUAGACCACCUCCUAAAAAAAUAGAUGUAGGAAAUGAGACAAAUUCUUUGCCAGAAGUUUCGGAAGAAUUACCCGAACCUGUGGUACGAGAAAGCGAUUUAGAAACCACUGCAAUGCCAGUACCUGAGGCACCAACUACGGUAGAAUCUGAGAUAGACUCUGAAGUGGAUCCUGAGGUAGACCCUGAGGUAAACCUUGAGGUAGACCCAGAGGUGGACCCUGAGGUAGACCAUAAGGUAAACCCUGAGGUAGAUCCUGAGGUAGACCCUGACGUAGACCCAGAGGUGGACCCUGAGGUAAACCCAGAAGUAGACCCAAAGGUAGACCCAGAGGUAAACCCAGAGGUAGAGCUAGAGGUAGACCCUAACGUAAAAUCUAAAUUUACAAAACCUGAAGUACAAGUUCACAAUGGAACUGAAACUGAAGUCCCUCCAGUUACCACCAAUGAAAUUAGUAACAGUACUGAGAAUGAUAUUGAUGACGAAAAGGCACCAGACACUUCACACAAGAAGGACACCUCCCACGAGAAGGAAUCUUCAUGUCGGACGCCUAGCGGGGCGAAUGGCCAGUGUGUGUCGGUGUACAACUGUCAAGUCCUACUGGACCUGAUCAACAAGAAGGAUAGGACCACUCAAGACAUUGAGCUGCUUCAGAAGUCACAAUGCGGUUACAUUGGUUCUGCACCUGCUGUGUGCUGUCCACCGAAGCCAGCUGGUAACUGCUACACCCCUGAAGGUGUGGCGGGGCAAUGUGUUAGCUUGUACUCGUGCGCACAUUUAGCGAACUUGCUAAAACCACCGGUCCCGAGUGAGAGCAUCGCCUAUGUGCAGAAGUCAAGAUGCGAAGGUCCAGAACAAUACAGCGUCUGCUGUGGCCCCCCUCCGAACCGGGACCCUACAGUGAUACCCCCCGGUGGCUGCGAAGCCCAGAUGACCGCCUUCCCUCCAGACCCGAGGAGCGAAUGUUGUGGUGUGGACAGCAGAGUCGGAAAUAAAAUUGUCGGUGGUAACGCAACAACGGUAGACCAGUACCCAUGGUUGGUGAUAAUCGAGUACGUGAAGCAGGGUGUGACGAAACUGCUCUGCGGUGGGGCUCUCAUCAGUGGUCGCUACGUGUUGACAGCUGGUCACUGUGUCGCCGGUCAAGUUCUCACUAUUGGCACGCCACGACGAGUACGUUUAGGAGAAUACGACAUCGCUCACGACGGCAAAGACUGCGCGCCUGUAGAAGCCGGCGGCGAAGACUGCACAGAUGGAGUUAUUAAAGUCAACAUCGAGUCGAUCCAUCCUCAUCCUCAGUACAACCCUGCGAGCGCGUUAAAGAGGAAUGAUAUCGCUCUGAUCAGGCUGGCACAAACAGCACCGUUCACAGACUUCAUCCGGCCGAUUUGUCUCCCGACCAAGGACCUGACGCUGCCUCAGAACCGUCCCAUCAACUUUACAUUAUUCGCGGCUGGUUGGGGAGCAGUUAGUACGAGACAGUCCUACAGCGCUGUCAAGCUCCACGUUGAUCUACCUUUCGUUAGCCAAGAGCAAUGCCAACCAGUGUACUCACUACCCGGCCGCAGUAUCACGUUAUGGAACGCUCAGCUCUGCGCCGGUGGACAACCAGGCAAGGAUUCCUGUAAAGGUGACUCCGGAGGCCCACUCAUGUACGAAAAUGGCCGCACGUACGAAGUCACAGGAGUCGUCAGCUUUGGACCAAUACCCUGUGGCAUGGACGGAGUCCCAGGCGUCUACAGUAAAGUUUACGAAUACCUCGAUUGGAUUAGAAGCACUAUCGUCCCUUAAAUAGACUACACAAUUCCUAGUGGCCUAAUUUAAUUGGUUAGUUGAAAACCUGCGACCUGAUCUUUCGAAGUACAAGGGGACCUGUUGUUGAUACAAAGGGUCUCGUAAAUUUUUUAAAUGUGUUAAUUGUUUGUAUGUUAAGUCCAAUCGAAUUAGGUCGCUUCGCUACUAACGACAUCUAUGAUCGUCGAUUUAAAGACUUCUACCAUGACACAUCUUAGUAAUCAGAUGAGCAAUUAAUUUAUGAAAAAAAUAAUACCAAACGAUUUUUCCAAUAAUUAUUAUUUUGGACCAAAAUUAAUAAUGAAAUUAUUGACAUAAUCCGAAAACGUGUUUCGUGCUUAAAAGUCAAGUAUAAUUUAAUCAUAAUAAUUAGAUUUAAUAAUGCUAUUAUAAUUACUACAUUAUUUUAAGUCAAAUUGUUGAAGCUUGUUGUUCAAUUUGAAGGACUGAGGAUUGAUAGAUCAAUUUUAGGAUUGAUUCAUCAAUGAUUGAUAAAAUUAAGUGAUUUGGAGAUAACUAAAAAUGUAUGAAAUAUUGAACUAUCAAUCCCUUUCCUGCUUUGCCGGUAUUACAACUCGCGUGAUGUUAAGAUCUCAAGGCUUUGAGCUGGUUUAGAUCUGUAUAGUAUUUAAGUAAAACAUCGUCUAUGAGAUUAUUAAAAAUUAAAUGAUUUGUGACUAUUUUUCACUUGA
Spodoptera frugiperda (fall armyworm) is the source of this 2757-nucleotide messenger RNA. Its product is annotated as phenoloxidase-activating enzyme. Bases 386 to 2062 code for a protein of 558 amino acids. NCBI's taxonomy places the organism in Eukaryota, Metazoa, Arthropoda, Insecta, Lepidoptera, Noctuidae. Gene Ontology annotation, biological process: proteolysis. Gene Ontology annotation, molecular function: serine-type endopeptidase activity. The record is from RefSeq and is a predicted model, not a curated record. The transcript is spliced from 21 exons.